Molecule: messenger RNA, 2767 nt
Organism: Trichobilharzia regenti
Lineage: Eukaryota; Metazoa; Platyhelminthes; Trematoda; Strigeidida; Schistosomatidae
Source: the annotation of a GenBank genome assembly
UAUGAACGGAGUUUAUCCUUCUAAAUGGAAGCAGACAUAUAUUGUCCCUAGAUUUAAAUCCGGCUCAAAAUGUGAUGUAAAAAAUUACAGGCCAAUCAAUAUAACGUCUGUCUUGUCUAGGAUACUUGAGAAGAUAAUCAGUACCAAAAUCACUGACUUCUUAUUGACUGAAAACCUCAUAACACCUUCUCAACAUGGUUUUAUAAAGUCCAGAUCAUGUAUGACUUGCCACCUGGAACUAUUCGAUUUUAUAACUGGACUUAUUGAUCAAAAAUUCCUUGUGCUCAUUGUGUAUAUCGAUCUUAAGAAGGCAUUCGACAAAGUAUGUCAUGAUUUACUCCUGAAAAAACUUAAGGCUUAUGGUAUAUCUGGCAAUCUAUUAGACUGGUGUAAUUCGUUUAUGCGUGGUCGGUCCCAGUCUGUUAAGAUUAAUGACACUUUUUCCAGUACCACUCCUAUAUCAAGUGGCGUAAUUCAAGGUAGUGUACUAGGACCUCUCUUCUUUCUUAUAUACCUAAAUGACGUCUGUAAUGUUAUAAAGCAUGGCAGACCCUUCUUAUAUGCCGAUGACUUGAAAGUAGUCUACUACAGUACCACCCAAGAACUGACAAACCUAUCUUAUAAAAUCCAAUCGGAUAUUGAUAAUAUUGAAACUUGGUGUAAGUCGUGGAUGAUGCAGAUCAACGUGCAGAAGUGUGGUCUGUUAUGCUCAACUCGUUUACGUAUCGCACCACGCAUAACUAUAUACGACAAGCCUAUCACUAUCUUCCCUUCUGUACUUGACCUCGGGCUCUGUUACUCUGCCGAUUUUAAAUUCUCUCUCUAUGUCACCAACCAAGUCUCUAAAGCCAGGAGAUUACUUGGAUUUAUAUUUCACAACUUUCAGACCAAAGAAUCUAAAAUGUUACUUUAUAGAACACACAUACGGCCCCUCCUUGAGUACUGUCCAUUUAUCCUAGACAGCACCUCUGUUAAGGACAAACUAAGGAUUGAAAGUGUUCAAAGGAGAUUUACAAGUAGAAUCUUAGGAACAAAUCUGAAAGUCCCCUACAACAGUCGUUGCGCGACUCUUAAGAUCGAACCCCUUUGGUUCAGGCGUCACCGACUUAACCUCAUUCUCCUAUUCAAAAUUCUCAAAGGAAUAGUAUACUUCCCCAAUAAUAACCUUAACUUUUCUUCUUCGACGUAUGAACUACGCAGCAACGGGUCUUCUCUAAGUCAUAUUCUUUGUCGAACGAAUUCUCGUUCCAACUUCUUUACAGUCAAAUAUAGGCAAAUAUGGAACUUCUUACCAAAUGAAAUCAAAAACAGCACCACAGUACAACGAUUCACCCAUCUACUACAUAAAUAUUUCUCCGAAAAUAGUCUUGACACGGUUUGCCACAUGCUGAAAAUUCGUGAUAUUGUUUCUUCCCACUCCGACUUAUGUACCUAAACAGCUUUGUUCACUCAAAGCAUUAACAGAUACGGUCAGUAUUAUCAGACAUAUUUAAAAUAUUCUACGUUGAGCUAAUUUCUGUUCUCAGUUCCUUUUUUUUAGUUGAUCAAAUUAUUUUUUAAGCAGACAUCAGGAAAUAUCCGCAAUCCUUUCAAGCAAACCUGGAGUGAAAUACACAGCCUGUCAUACUCGCCACGAAAGUUGCACUGAACCUAAAUGAACUACCCUGACACAUAUUCAGUCAUUCAAAUGCAUUUAAUCCCAGCUGCUGCCUGCCAAAUUAAUCUAGUAUUACGUAUUAUAUUAUAUAUUAUUAUAUUUACAUCUAUGUCUACGGAAAUCCCAGCCCUAAACUGGAUCGUUUAAAAAAAAAUCAGCUUAAAUACACUUUGAUUCAAUUAUUUGUUUUGCAAGCAUCAUCACAAAACAUCCGCAAUCUUUUCAAGCAAACCUGGAGUGAAAUACACAGCCUGUCAUACUCGCCACGAAAGUUGCACUGAACCUAAAUGAACUACCCUGACACAUAUUCAGUCAUUCAAAUGCAUUUAAUCCCAGCUGCUGCCUGCCAAAUUAAUCUAGUAUUACGUAUUAUAUUAUAUAUUAUUAUAUUUACAUCUAUGUCUACGGAAAUCCCAGCCCUAAACUGGAUCGUUUAAAAAAAAAAUCAGCUUAAAUACACUUUGAUUCAAUUAUUUGUUUUGCAAGCAUCAUCACAAAACAUCCGCAAUCUUUUCAAGCAAACCUGGAGUGAAAUACACAGCCUGUCAUACUCGCCACGAAAGUUGCACUGAACCUAAAUGAACUACCCUGACACAUAUUCAGUCAUUCAAAUGCAUUUAAUCCCAGCUGCUGCCUGCCAAAUUAAUCUAGUAUUACGUAUUAUAUUAUAUAUUAUUAUAUUUACAUCUAUGUCUACGGAAAUCCCAGCCCUAAACUGGAUCGUUUAAAAAAAAAAUCAGCUUAAAUACACUUUGAUUCAAUUAUUUGUUUUGCAAGCAUCAUCACAAAACAUCCGCAAUCUUUUCAAGCAAACCUGGAGUGAAAUACACAGCCUGUCAUACUCGCCACGAAAGUUGCACUGAACCUAAAUGAACUACCCUGACACAUAUUCAGUCAUUCAAAUGCAUUUAAUCCCAGCUGCUGCCUGCCAAAUUAAUCUAGUAUUACGUAUUAUAUUAUAUAUUAUUAUAUUUACAUCUAUGUCUACGGAAAUCCCAGCCCUAAACUGGAUCGUUUAAAAAAAAAUCAGCUUAAAUACACUUUGAUUCAAUUAUUUGUUUUGCAAGCAUCAUCACAAAACAUCCGCAAUCUUUUCAAGCAAACCUGGAG